AAAAGUUCAGGGCGGACUGACAAAAGGCAGUGCGUCUGGAGAGGUGGAGCCCAGAGUUGUCCAGAGCCGCUGCGAUACGCCCGCUCUCCUCUCCCACCCCCAGUGGAAGUGGUUCAGCCCGGGGACUUCUCAUUCAUAAAAAGAAAAGACUCCGCUAGGAGCGCGUGAGUCAGAACCGAAGCCGCCGACGCGGACCCCACAAAGCAGCCAGCCCAGGGCAUGUUCCGAGGCUACGGGGAACCCGGGCCGAGCUCCGGGGCCGGCGAUGCGUACGGCGGCCCGGCGCAGCCCCCGGCGACAGGCCACCAGCCCCUCAAUCCACAGAGACUUUAUCCCUGGUCCUCCAUGUCUUAUCCCUCAGAAGUUCCACCUCGUGCCAAGCAUCAACACUGUGAGUGGCAGCCAGGAGCUGCAGUGGAUGGUUCAGCCUCACUUCCUGGGACCCAGCAGCUACCCCAGGCCUCUGGCCUACCCCCAGUACAGUCCCCCACAGCCCCGGCCGGGAGUCAUCCGGGCCCUGGGCCCAACUCCAGCAGUGCGUCGCCGGCCCUGUGAACAGAUCAGCCCCGAGGAGGAGGAACGCCGUCGAGUGAGGCGCGAGAGGAACAAGCUAGCCGCGGCCAAGUGCAGGAACCGGAGGAAAGAACUGACCGACUUCCUGCAGGCGGAGACCGACAAACUGGAGGACGAGAAAUCCGGGCUGCAGCGAGAGAUUGAGGAGCUGCAGAAACAGAAGGAGCGCCUGGAGCUGGUGCUGGAAGCCCACCGCCCCAUCUGCAAAAUCCCGGAAGGGGCCACGGAGAGCGAAACCAGCGGCACAGGCGGUACCAGUGGCACCACCAGCCCACCAGCCCCCUCCCGCUCUGUGCCUCGUAUCUCCCUUUCCCCAGGGCCUGUGCUUGAACCCGAAGCAUUGCACACUCCCACGCUCAUGACCACACCCUCCCUGACUCCUUUCACCCCCAGCCUGGUCUUCACCUACCCCAGCACACCGGAGCCCUGUGCCUCAGCCCACCGCAAGAGUAGCAGCAGCAGUGGGGACCCCUCUUCUGACCCCCUUGGCUCCCCAACCCUCCUGGCCUUAUGAGGCACUCCAGCCCCCACUCCCUGUGGGUGCCACCCUCACCAAGAUUUCCCUGCCCAUUGGUCCAGCUGGCCUGGACCAUAUCUCAUGUCCAACCCCAGCAGAUUCUUCUCCAUCCCUCCAGAUGAGAAUGGGCAUAUUUUGCUUCCUGGUAGUGCCAACUUGGGGCUACCAAAGCUGCCCACUGUUUCUCUAGAGCUGGCCUCUCUAGCACAAUUUGCACUAAGUCAGAGACAAAAUGGUUCCUGUUUGUUGGAGAAAAUUCCGGGCAGCUCCCAAGGGACUUUGGAGAUUCUCAGAGGUCCUCUGGAGCCCUGAACCCCUGCAGAUCACCCCUAUAGUCAGCAUCACCCUCUUCCUGUGGUUCACCCAAUCCUACCCCUGACAGGAGGUGAUGCUCUACCCGCCGAGAACACUAACUCACCCAGCCCCACUGCCAGCAGCACCAGGUUAUUGAACCAGGACACUCUGCCAGCCCCUCCUAAAUGGAACAGCUCAGGAGGGUGCCAGAGGUUUCUGUGAUGAGCUGACCUGCAGCCCCCAGCUCUGAGAAGACUUUAGCUCCAAGCCUCCACAGCGUGGGCAGCUGCUAUUUAUUUUCCUAAAGAGAGUAUUUUUAUACAAACCUGCCAAAAUGGAAUAAAAGGCUUGCAGCUC
Molecule: messenger RNA, 1741 nt
Organism: Kogia breviceps (pygmy sperm whale)
Lineage: Eukaryota; Metazoa; Chordata; Mammalia; Artiodactyla; Physeteridae
Source: RefSeq, a predicted model, not a curated record